GGGACGGGGUGGGGACCGGCCAUGUCGGAGGUGACCCGGAGUCUGCUGCAGCGCUGGGGCGCCAGUUUUAGGAGAGGCGCCGACUUCGACUCCUGGGGCCAGCUGGUGGAGGCGAUAGACGAGUAUCAGAUAUUAGCAAGACAUCUACAAAAGGAGGCCCAGGCUCAGCACAACAAUUCUGAAUUCACAGAAGAACAAAAGAAAACUAUAGGCAAAAUUGCAACAUGCUUGGAAUUGCGAAGUGCAGCUUUACAGUCCACACAGUCCCAAGAAGAAUUUAAACUGGAGGACCUGAAGAAGCUAGAACCAAUCCUAAAGAAUAUUCUUACAUAUAAUAAAGAAUUUCCAUUUGAUGUUCAGCCUGUCCCAUUAAGAAAAAUUUUAGCACCUGGUGAAGAAGAGAAUUUGGAAUUUGAAGAGGAUGAAGAAGAGGGUGGUGCUGGAGCAGGGUCUCCAGAUUCUUUUCCUGCUAGAGUUCCUGGUACUUUGUUACCCAGGUUGCCGUCAGAGCCAGGAAUGACCUUACUCACUAUCAGAAUUGAGAAAAUUGGUCUGAAGGAUGCUGGGCAAUGCAUCGAUCCCUAUAUUACAGUCAGUGUGAAGGAUUUGAAUGGCAUAGACUUAACUCCGGUGCAAGAUACUCCUGUGGCCUCAAGAAAAGAAGAUACAUAUGUUCACUUUAAUGUGGACAUUGAGCUCCAGAAGCAUGUUGAAAAGUUAACCAAAGGUGCAGCUAUCUUCUUUGAAUUCAAACACUACAAGCCUAAAAAGAGGUUUACCAGCACCAAGUGUUUUGCUUUCAUGGAGAUGGAUGAAAUUAAACCUGGGCCCAUUGUAAUAGAACUAUACAAGAAACCCACUGACUUUAAAAGGAAGAAACUUCAAUUAUUGACCAAGAAGCCACUUUAUCUUCAUCUACAUCAAACUUUGCACAAGGAGUGACCCUGAUACGAAUAACCUGGAACUUCUGUGAAUUCUGUCGCUCAGUAGAAACCAUGAUAGCUCUGUGUAGCAUGUUCACCCUUUAACAGACAGGAAAUGAGCCUACCAUGCCAGUGGCCUACAAGGCCAUUGCAGAACUCUACAGAACCCAGAGUUCAGCACACCACUGACCUGUGAGACUCCUUUGGAUACAGGUUUAUUGUAGAUUCUGACACGUAUGUUUGACUUUUCUGUUAGUUGUGCCGUUGUCUGUUUUCUCACUACCACUACACUCCUACCUUUGUCCUGGAACAGUGCUGAGUGGUAGAGGUGUGCCGAUCUUCACACUAAUGAAGCAAUAAGAAUGUGCUAGAGUUUACACUCCUGCCCACUUCUGCUCCAGUGUGCCCUCUUGGUUAUUUUGGGUUGAGGUGGGUAGACUAGUUCUGAACUACUUUGAGAGGAGUUGGACCAGUUGCACUGCAAAGGAAUGUCUGUAAGUUUGUAAUCGGGGUGGUGUGACUUCACCCUGAUCCCGUGGUCCCCUGUUUAGAAAUAGCGUGCCUUGGCCACAUGAGAAUCCCAUCUGGAAUGUUCCCCAGUGGUAGCUUUGACUGUUUCCCGAUGACCAGAUUGUUUCUGAGUGAACGUUGCAGGUCAGAUGGAUUCACUGUUCGACACUGCAUUGCUAUUCUUUCUGAUGGAUUCUGGGGUAACAUUGGGGCCUUCUCAGAAUAAUGACAGAUUUUUAUGUGGAUGAAAUGUCUUCUAGAUUAUGUAAUCUAAGAACAUUUGAGUUAGAUGCUAAUGAGAUCUUGCAGGAGUAACUGCUGUUUUCCGACCAUUGUGAAACCUUAAAUGCCGCAUACCUCUUCUUACAGUGAUGAGUAUGCAAAAUCUGGAAAAGAUAGUCUAUUUUUUUUAUAUAGGUAGAUAAGAUUGCCAUGUAUUUCCUUUGUAGAUAUAUUGACAUCCAUAUGAAAACAUGCAGGUCAUUAGCUUAUUUUAAAUAUACUAUUUACAUUACUUUUGACUUAACAAUUAGGGAUAAAUAAAACUUUGAAAGCACCUAAGAGGUGGAUAUUUGUUACAGAACAUUAAGAUUGUGAUGGGCUUUCUGUGGGUUAGGUACACAACUGCAUUUCAAUAUUCCCUUUAAAUGAGCAGUGUGUGAGGGGCUGCAGUCUUUUAAACUAGUGUAAUGGCCCCCAUAUCAUUCAGUGCAUUUGCCUUGUAAAAUAUGCUCCAUAAUUUAACCCUCACUCCUCAAGAGCGCUAGUCUUUACUUUCCGUUGUCUACUAGGUCAGUUGUUUACUAGAUAAAUAUUAAUAAAAACCAUAAUGAGCCUGAAAGAAUUUGCCACCAAAUUAAGUCUUGCCUUUCAUCUUGGAUUAAUUUCAAGUGCUACAGUAAUUCAACCUAUAAUAAAUAGCUCCAGAGGAAGAUGAA
This is a messenger RNA of Jaculus jaculus (lesser Egyptian jerboa), 2371 nucleotides long. It is a transcript of the gene Aida, whose product is annotated as axin interactor, dorsalization associated. Gene Ontology annotation, cellular component: membrane. The record is from RefSeq and is a predicted model, not a curated record. The transcript is spliced from 10 exons. Gene Ontology annotation, molecular function: phosphatidylinositol binding. NCBI's taxonomy places the organism in Eukaryota, Metazoa, Chordata, Mammalia, Rodentia, Dipodidae. Gene Ontology annotation, biological process: determination of ventral identity. The coding region runs from base 22 to 942 and encodes 306 amino acids.